AUGAGCAAAGGCGUGUGUGAAUACGCGUUUGCCGUGCUUGAAAACAAGCUCAAGGGCACUCCGUUGAAGCUGCUUACCAGCUACGAGCCCGACACUACCCUCACUUCGCAGCGGUACCCGCUUUUCGUCACUUGGAACCGUAACGGCAACCUUCGCGGGUGUAUUGGCACCUUCGCCGACAUGCCUCUCGAGCAAGGGGUCAAGCGGUUUGCAUUGUCGCUGGCAUUUCAAGACCUGCGUUUCCCGCCCAUCACCGCCUCUGAGUUACCCCAGUUAUCGGUGAGCGUUACCCUAUUAGCUAAUUUCACGCCCAUUGAUAAGUGGGACGAUUGGGAGGUGGGUGUUCAUGGUCUCAGAGUCGAAUUUGACUACCACCACCGCCCCCACUCCGGCACAUUUUUACCACUGGUAGCCGAGGAAGAAGGGUGGGACAAAAAGACGACUGUGUGGAACCUUCUUCGCAAAAGCGAUGUGUUCGAUGUCGCUAAAUCAGACACCGUUCGAUUUUAUGAGCAGGCUUUGGCCCACAAAACCAUGGAGUUGACGCGCUAUGAGGGCUUGAAACUGCUGAUGCAGUGGUCUGAAUAUGAGCAGACCCAUAAAUAG
Diutina rugosa is the source of this 606-nucleotide messenger RNA. RefSeq lists its product as uncharacterized. Lineage: Eukaryota; Fungi; Ascomycota; Pichiomycetes; Serinales; Debaryomycetaceae. Bases 1 to 606 code for a protein of 201 amino acids. The record is from RefSeq and is a predicted model, not a curated record. The transcript has a single exon.